This is a messenger RNA of Esox lucius (northern pike), 1756 nucleotides long. It is a transcript of the gene spef1, whose product is annotated as sperm flagellar 1. Gene Ontology annotation, cellular component: axoneme. Gene Ontology annotation, biological process: regulation of cytoskeleton organization. Bases 82 to 795 code for a protein of 237 amino acids. The transcript has 7 exons. Gene Ontology annotation, molecular function: microtubule binding. The record is from RefSeq and is a predicted model, not a curated record. Lineage: Eukaryota; Metazoa; Chordata; Actinopteri; Esociformes; Esocidae.
ACAACCUGUAGUGGAAGCUAGCUGGCAAGCUAACGAUUCGUAGCUAUAAACCGAAGUGUUAAGUUCUCCGUUGUCCAUAAAAUGGACAAAGAAUUAAACGAAGAAAUAUUGCAAGACUUGUUUGCUUGGCUAGACAAAAUACCCCUGUCCAGACCUAAGAGAAAUAUAGCAAGAGAUUUCAGUGAUGGAGUGAUGGCUGCUGAGGUCGUGAAGUAUUUCUUUCCCAAACUGGUGGAGCUUCAUAACUUCAGCCCAGCCAACUCCACAGUGCAAAAACUCAACAAUUGGGGCACUCUCAAUAGGAAAGUGUUUACCAAGCUGAACCUCCACGUCCCAGAGGAGACAGUGAAGAGGAUAGUGACGAGCACAGCGGGGGCAGUAGAACCUGUCCUCUGUUCUCUCAGAGAAAGGAUUGAUGAGAAGAGAAGGCAACGCAAUGAAGACGCAUUACUGGAUCUGGGCUACUACAACACCAAGAACCAAGAGAAUCCUCCCACAGAGCCUCGUCCCAGCAAUGGCAAAAUGAAACCCGGAUUGGGAGUGAAGAAAGAGGAGCCGUCACACAAACAAAGACAAUCAGAGAAGACUAGCACUGUUUUAGGCCAUCAGGUGGACCCAACCAUUUGUCUGAUACUGGAGGAGAAGGAGCAAGCUCUACUGGCCCUGCAGGGGACUGUUGAGAUCUUGCAGAUCAAAGUGAACAGAUUGGAGCACCUGGUUCAGCUCAAGGACAUGAGGAUAGAAGAUCUAACACGUCACCUGGAGACAUACAAGACUAGGGCCAAUGUGCCUUGACACACACACACACACACACACACAUGCGUUUAAGGUUUUGAAAUCUUUGUGGGUCCCUACAAGUAUAGUAAAAGGACAUACACACACAUGAACAAGUAAGGUCUGAUAUGUAUUCUACAGUUGAAGCUGAAGAACCUGUUUCUCAUAAUAGGUUCAUGCCAUGUUAUAACUAAGAACAUUCCUCCAAAAAGAGUGGUAGUGGAGUGGUAACUAGACUAAGGUUUUCCUAUAAGUUUUGUUGUGUGUGUGUGUGUGUGUGUGUGUGCCUAUUGGUGUGCCUUUAUAUAAAACCCAUGCAACCUCUGACCUCUGAAGCUGUCUUAAUAAAACACUGACACUACGUUGGUCCUCUGUUUUUCACUGCUGUCUGUUGGGUGAGUUGUCUAGGAAAAGGCAAAAUAAAAAAAAGGAUAGAUAUGAUGUCAGUCGUAUGACACACAUCCAAAUGUCUCAUAAAAUGAUCACACUCUGGAUCAGAUUGGAUUCAAUUGAUGAUGAACUAAGUUCUAUGAUGGAAACUCUUCAAUCUGAAACAAUACCUGCAGGACACCAAUUCUGCUCCUUAUAUCUCAUUCAAACAAUCAAGGGCUAAGCCCCUAACAUUGGUCCCUCGGACUGGUUCUACGUUCAGGACCCCACCUCCACUAGGAAAAUCAUGUCAUACGGGUCCUCACCUCUCCAAGUUAGCAGCCAUAUCGGCACAGCCACCUUUUACCUCAGUAAUGGUUCCCGGUGGUGUGCUAGCUCUCUUAUGAAGCUUCCAGAACCCAGUGCUGUUAUGGCUAGGUAUCCCUGAUGUAUUGUGAUCCAUCAUUGAUUGUUCUGUAAUGCCACUUGAGUUUGAGAUAAACAACAGCAUGAUUGACUAGAAAUUGUUGUCACUGACUUCUCAUUCUAAACACAAUAGCACUGUUGAGCAGGAACUAGCAAGUAGCAAUUUUGUGGUUCACUUUUGUAUCCU